Rasamsonia emersonii CBS 393.64 is the source of this 5298-nucleotide messenger RNA. Its product is annotated as TBC domain protein. Bases 1 to 5298 code for a protein of 1765 amino acids. Gene Ontology annotation, cellular component: membrane. Gene Ontology annotation, molecular function: oxidoreductase activity. Gene Ontology annotation, biological process: vesicle-mediated transport. The record is from RefSeq and is a predicted model, not a curated record. Lineage: Eukaryota; Fungi; Ascomycota; Eurotiomycetes; Eurotiales; Trichocomaceae. The transcript is spliced from 7 exons.
AUGCAGGAACAUUUGAGGAUAUCCCUCGAAUCCGUCAGGUUGCUCCAGACUCGGUUGGGCCGUGAGUUUGAGCUGGUGUACCUGAGGUUACUUACUAGUGGAAUCGCUGUCAAGCUGACUGACCUGCUAUACAGGAGAGUCAAGGACAAAGUUGUUAUUGUUACAGGAGCCAAUUCCCCCCUGGGCAUCGGGCGAGCCAGCGCCCACCAGUUCGCUCGCAAUGGCGCAAAGGCCGUCUACCUCUGCGACUACGACGAGUCGCAUCUCGCUACACACAAGCGGGAGAUCGAGUCCCUCUACCCCGGUGUCGACGUCCAUGUGCGCCAGUUUGACGCCGCUGAUGAGCCGUCCGUCAAGGCCGUCGUCGACGAUGCUAUCAGCAAGUACGGCCGGUUAGACAUCAUGUUUGCUAACGCUGGCAUCAUCGGGCAACCCAAGGUCUUUACGGAAAUCGACUCGGACCAGUUUAUGCACACGUUGAAAACGAAUACCUUGAGUGUCUUUCUUGCCGUCAAAUAUGCCGCCCCCGCCAUGCAGAUUACCUCUCCCUCCAAACCCUAUCCCAACGGCUCGAUCAUCUGCACCGCCUCCGUCGCUGGCCUCCGCUCCAAUGCCGGCUCGACCGACUACUCCGCCUCUAAGGCAGCCGUGAUCUCGAUCGCGCAGACGGCCUGCUUCCAGCUGGCAGGCACGGGAGUGCGCGUCAAUGCCAUCUGCCCGGGCAUCGUCGAGACGGGCAUGACCCGCCCCAUGUACGAGGCCGCGCGGGCCCGCGGCACGGAGCGGAAGAUCGGGCAGCUGAACCCGCUGCGGCGAGGAGCCGUGGCGGACGAAGUGGCGCGUGUCGCCCUGUUCCUGGGCAGCGACGAGAGCAGCUACGUGAACGGCCAGGCCUGGGCGAAGAAAUCGCGACUGCUGGCGCGGCCGGAGAAACCAUCCGCUCGGGGCUGCACGUCAUUCCGAUUGGGACUGGCCGAUUGGCAGGAUCGCGAUCGCAGCAGCUCUUCUCCGCCUGAUCGUCUCGUGCUGCCUGUCCGCCCCUCUCCAUCCCUUCCCUUCACAUUCCUGCUCCAGCCCAGCCCAGCCCAGCCUCUGCUCCCCCUCCUUCAUGACGCCCCCCAACCCGCCGUCACUGCGUCUGCUGUGCACACCUGCCCCCCACGAGUCAUGGCGGACGUCAUAACGGCUCCUCCCCAACGCCGUUCGUCGUCGCAAGCCUCCUCGUCAUCUCGCAGGAGCCAGAAGGCCAAGACGGUCCGGUCCAAGGCGUACAAGCGUCACUCCACGUCCUCCAAUGCCACCAUCGCCGACUUGACCUCCUUCCCGUCGCUUUCUCCGGACAGCUCCCCCGAGGGGUUCCGCGGCGAGCCGGCUUUGACCUACGCCCUCAGUGAGGCCCUGCUGAGUGAUGACGGUGCAAAUAAUACUCGCGAAGGCAAUUGCGGUCGCCAAGCCGCCUUGGACAGGCUCACCUCGUCUCAGUCCCAUGGCUCGGGCCGCCCCGCGUUAUUUGACGACUCCGUCUUGAGUCCAGAUAUCCCCGGCGCCUUGCAUCUCGCGGAUGACGCGCAUAUUGAACGUCUUCUCGAACGGACAGGACCAGUCAAGCUCGUGCGGCAGUUCGCACGCGACCUGGCGAUGCGGGAUGCGGAGAUCUCGAAACUCCGCCGACGCGCCGACGCGCGGGAGAGGGAGCUGAAGAAAAUGCUCCGGGAGGUUUCGGUGUCGAGCCAGGACAUCGAGCGCAGGCUGUAUCUGUUGGAGAACCCAGCGACGGACGAGUCAAAGGAGGGCGAGAAUGGCGCCAAUCGGACAAAGCGGUCAUCCAGCAUUUAUGGGCUCAUGGACCAGGCUAUGUUGGACCCUGUUGGCGAAUCCUCCCCCGACAGUACGGAUUUGCAGGCGACUAUUCGUCCGCAGCGCAAUGACAGCGACGCGAGAUCGGGUACCUCGAGCGUCGAAUCGGGACAACAAAAGCGAGCGCAGGGAUCCCUGCGUGGGUGGCAGGACUAUCUCUUCGGCAGCACCAAUGCGAGUCGCAAGACCAGCCGGGCCAGUAGUGUAAUGAGCGAUAUUGACGACGUGGAAGAGGACGCCGGGCGUUCUCGGAUUCCCAGCGGUAGUACGACUGGCCGCCGCAAAGGACUCGAUGAGCAGCUCUUCCAGCCUCCCGAAGAACGGUCUGAGUCUCCGGCAGGGAUUCCACGGGGGAAGGAUUCUACAUCAGCUGUCAACAAUGAUGAUAAUUCCAGCAUUCAUUCACGCAAGUCGUCCAAGUCGUUGUCUUCUUGGACUGUCAAGCUGUUUGCUGGUAACUCUCAGGCGUCCAAGGACGCGGCUGCUGCCAAAAAUGGCGGCAGUCGGGCUUCGUCCACAGGACAGGCCAAGGGCAAAAACAAUUCAUCAGCUGCUGCGCCUUCGUCUUCCGCCAAGGGUGGGCUGUCCGCAGUAGCUGCCCUGAAGCGGAUCAACAGUUACACGGGCGUCAGCACCUUGCCGGGCCGGUCAUCCGCUUCUUCUGGAGGCGCAAAUAGGGCGCCUCAACAAGCUGGGCGAAGGGCUGCCGCAACCAGUGUGUCGCAGGGUUCCAACUCGGAACGGAAUACCGGCGACGCUUCGACCAACUUGGGUCCAGUCGAGAUGGAUGCCAUCUUGCCAAUGGAUUCUCGGCCGCCCACGCUCAAUUACACUUACAAUAACUAUCAGCCAGGAGAACUGUUGACGGAUCGGUUCGGUUUCAUCUACGAUCAACGCCGCAAAAAGAGGCAGAGGGAAGCGACUUUGCUGAGAAAGAAUGCCAAUCGGACGAGUAUGGCGGAGACAAUUAGCAGUUUCCGCAGCGAGGAUCCGCCAGAAGACAAUGAGGGUGAUGACGAUGAUCAGCCACAACGGUUGGAGUCGGCUGUGACCUCGCCGCGUCCAGGGACGCCUGUGUCGAUGGAGGAUCCGGAAAAUGACGCUCCUGCCCCCAAACGCUGGCAGGAUUACUUGAAGAUUGCUACGAAACCAACCGAACUUCUGGCGCACACACCCUCUGCAGGGCCCAUCGUUGGGAUAACGACAGGGGACGAACCGAAGCCGCGCACCUCUUCCGUCGCUAUCGAUAAGGGAGGUACUGUAUCUGUUAGUUCAAGUACGCAGCCCUCUGCGUCCACGUCGACAGUAGUAGCAGAUAACCCAGAAUUUGCCAACUCCGCAGCUCGGAAUCAACAAGUGGCAGAUACCAAGACCACAGCCAACGAACAGGAGCCGGUGAGAAUGCUCCUCGAGCAACUGACAGAACUUCACGACGCCCUUCAGCGGGAACGGACCAAGAAGUGGAACGAGUUCUUGCGAAAGGUCCGUGCCGAGCGUCGACGGGAAGGCGAAGCGGCAGCGGCUAUGGAUCCAGAACGAGCCAAUCUGUCGCUCGCCAUGCCAGAAGCCUCGCUUGCGGACGGUGAAGUGGUGGGCAUCGCAGGUCUAGGAAACAAGGGCAAAGUGGGCCGCGCCAAAUGGCGGGAAUUCCGAGCUCUGGUCCUGGGAGGGAUACCAGUCGCGCAUCGUGCGAAGAUCUGGGCCGAAUGCAGCGGUGCGUCCGCGAUGCGUAUUCCCGGCUACUACGAUGAUCUUGUGAAAGGAGUCGGCGUACCCGAUCCUGACCCCUCUGUGGUCGCACAGAUUGAGAUGGACAUCCAUCGCACCUUGACUGAUAAUGUCUUCUUCCGGAAGGGCCCUGGUGUUUCGAAGCUCAAGGACGUUCUGUUGGCAUAUUCCCGCCGCAAUCCUGAAGUCGGAUACUGCCAAGGAAUGAACCUCAUCGCGGCUUCUCUGCUUUUGAUCAUGCCGACAGCGGAGGACGCCUUUUGGAUUUUGGCUUCGAUGAUCGAGAACAUUCUGCCACAGCAUUACUAUGAUCAUGGCCUUCUCGCCUCGAGGGCUGACCAACAGGUGCUCCGACAGUAUAUAGCGGAAGUGUUGCCUAAGCUCUCGGCUCACCUGGACAACCUGGGGAUUGAGCUGGAGGCGUUGACGUUCCAGUGGUUUUUGUCCAUCUUCACCGACUGUCUUUCUGCAGAAGCUCUCUACCGUGUCUGGGAUGUGGUCCUUUGUUUGAACGUUACCAGCACCGUUCAAGGCGGGUCUGCAGGCUCGAAUCCCGCCGCCCGUGAUGGGAGUUCCUCUGCCAAUCCCAAUGGUGCUGAUGCAGAAGAGGAGGCGGCCAGCAGUGGCGGUGGCAGCACGUUUCUGUUCCAGGUUGCCCUGGCCUUACUCAAGCUUAAUGAGCACCAGCUGCUUACGACGUGCUCGACUCCUGCGGCUGUCUACACCUAUGUGAACCAUCAAAUGACCAAUCAUGCCAUCAGCAUUGAUGGACUGAUCCAGGCGACCCUGAUUGACUUAGUUUUGGAUAUGUUUUUGCUGGAUACAGCUAACGGUCCACGUGACGCUAUCCCCGGCUCUAUCGACGGAGACGCCGACGUCACAGGCAUCAACCUCGCGUCCAUUGGACACCGCCAUCUCUUCCUGGGUCCCUGGACUCUCCUCUGGCUCUUUGGAAAGAAUCAUCUCUCGCUGCUGAGGUGUUACAGCUCCUGCGUGGCCCAUGGGACCACCAUCCUCGCGGAACAUUCCUCCCCUGGCGCCUCCUCAACGUCGGCGUCGUCUCUCGCCUCGAUCAUCCUCCCCAAGAUCUCCCACAACAAGGCCCAGAAACUCACCUAUACCCAUGACCGCCUCUUUGUGCACUACAUCGCCGACUCGCCGUCAGGGACGGCCGAAGACGGGCCGCAGCGGCAGGAGAUUUCCUCACACUCGUCCCUCAGCUACCUCGUCGUCGCGACGGCCGAGCUGGGCCGCCGCAUCCCGUUCGCGUUCCUGCUAGAGAUGAAGCGCAAGUUCCUGACGCAGUACCCUCCCUCGACGACCGACUUCGCGGCGCUGCCAGCCUACGGCUGCGCGGCGUUCAACAACGAGCUGCGCGCGCUCCUGCAGACGUACAACACCGCCGCACCUUCGGAUUCGCUGGCCUCUGCCCGCCGCGAGAUCGACAGCGUGCGCGACAUCAUGACGGAGAACAUUGAGCGCGUGCUCGAGCGCGGCGACCGCAUCGACCUCCUCGUCGACAAGACGGAUCGGCUGGGCGGCAGCGCGCACGACUUCCGCGUCCGCAGCCGCGGGCUGCGCCGCCGCAUGUGGUGGAAGAAUGUCAAGGUCUUGGUGCUGCUGGUCAUUGUCGUUAUCUUCCUCAUCUACCUCUUUGUCGGUAUGGCCUGUGGGCUGCCGGGGUGGGGGAAGUGUGUUGGGUCGUCGUCUUGA